Messenger RNA from Diachasma alloeum, 1495 nucleotides. RefSeq names its product ATP synthase lipid-binding protein, mitochondrial (gene ATPsynC). NCBI's taxonomy places the organism in Eukaryota, Metazoa, Arthropoda, Insecta, Hymenoptera, Braconidae. Gene Ontology annotation, molecular function: proton transmembrane transporter activity. The record is from RefSeq and is a predicted model, not a curated record. The coding region runs from base 194 to 610 and encodes 138 amino acids. Gene Ontology annotation, biological process: proton motive force-driven ATP synthesis; proton transmembrane transport. The transcript has 5 exons.
UCGAGUUCCGUUCUGUGUGGCCUCAACGAUAGGCUGGCGCAUCGCCCCUCCGUUCACUCCCUCACUCACGAAUCCAACAUUCCAAAGGCCGGGUCGCCUUACCUUUUCCUCGACACUGCUCUUUGGUAAGUCCAUAGCGCCCUGCUGUCCUGGCAAAUAUUCGAGUCGUCAGACUUCACCAAUCAACGUCAAAAUGUUCGCCUGCACUCGAUUUAUCGCCCCAGUCGCCAGGUCGGCUAUCGUCGCUAGUAGCAAAACCUACUUGCGUCCUCUCAGCAGUGCUGUGAUCAACCAGAGCCAGAGUCUCCAGGAGAGCCAAAGGCAGACUCCAGUGUGCUUGUCGCCAGUCAUCCGCAACUUCCAGACCUCAGCCCUCAGCCGUGACAUUGACUCGGCCGCCAAAUUCAUUGGCGCUGGCGCUGCCACAGUCGGAGUCGCUGGAUCUGGUGCUGGAAUUGGAUCCGUAUUCGGCUCACUGAUCAUCGGUUAUGCCAGGAAUCCAUCCCUGAAGCAGCAGCUCUUCUCAUACGCCAUUCUGGGCUUUGCCCUGUCCGAGGCCAUGGGUCUCUUCUGUCUUAUGAUGGCUUUCUUGCUCCUGUUCGCCUUCUAAGCCGUUAAACCAACAUCCUCCAUAACGAAUUACCGAUAGUUUUAGUGCGUCACUGCCAAGGCAGCGUCCAUUCUCGCUUGAAACAAUAGUAAGAAGGCUGCUGUCUGUGGUCCACGGGAGUCCAUGAAAUCAUUAAGGAUGCCGUUAUGAAUUUUCAAUCAUAAAUAAGGAAUAGUCAAUGAAUUCAUUCAUCUGGCGAGAUUGGUUCGUUCGGGGCUCGAGACGGUGCAGCUGAUGUGUUAUUUCUUCUCAUUUAACGCAUUAAGGACAUCAAAACGAGGCUGUAACACACUGAAUUUAAUAAAUGACAAAAAAUAACAUCGAUGCCACGAUCACUGACGAUUUAUUUUAAAUCAUAAGGCUACCGUCACGUUCACCGUUCCAACCACUUUGAGCCUCACAAGCUCGUAAUUAUUUCAUGGCCUACCGAAUGAAAAAAAAAAUCAUGUAGCGUAACUCACAAUUGUUAUUGAAGUAAAAGAAGAAAUUGAACAAAAAGAAAAUUGAAUUUCAUUGUAUUGAGAGAAUCGAGAAUAGGUUAAUGAAAAUUGUUCAUUAAGGUAACAAUAUCAAUUUCAAAAACAGCCUCACUACAAUUACUAGCCCAUACAAAUACGUACGUUUCUCAGAGCAAUCGGAAUAAUAUUAAUAAUAUUAUUCUGGUGAAUCUGCACCGAUUCCACGCGUGUACGGUCGAUCAAUCGUUGGAAGGAUUUUUUAGAUCAUUGAAAUGAAACUGUAUUCUCGCUGUUUUUGUUACCCGAAACGACUCAUCAUUGUUGAAAGACCCUCUCGUGUGCGCACGAUUAUUCUCUACGGUAACUCUUUGCGAGGAAUCUGUACAGUGACUAUCGAAUAAACAUUCAUGUCGUGAGAUUAAUGUUA